AAAUGUAUAUCAGUUGACAAAACACUAUAAACUCAAAGAUUGUUUAUAUAAAAACAUGUCUUAAAAGUGGCAAAUAAUGAACAAAAUGUCAUUACAAUUGAAGAUUUGUUAUUUUAUUGUAUUGUUUGUGAUUACCACUGAAGCCACGUGUCGGGACCUGAAUCCUAAAUCCAAGUGCUUAUCGGACUCACUGUCCAAUCCAUUGAGAUUUUACGGCACAAAAACCACAUAUAGUGUCGCUAAAGAAGCCUUUCAUUUGGGUCAGUCAUCACAGGACAGUUGGUAUUCAAUUCCGAAAUGCAAACCAAUUAUGUUUUAUUUUAUCGGACGACACGCCAUACGAUAUCCUGACGGCGAAGAUAUCAUUGAAAUGUCAAAAGUGUUGACAAAAUUACAGAAACAAAUAAUUAGUGCAUCAGAACAGGGGUUAACCCAACUGUGCGCUCAAGACUUACAGUCAAUCCGUAAUUGGAAACUACAGAUGAAUGAGACCGACGAUAACAGGAUUAGUAAUACAGGUAUUAGAGAGACCAGAGCUAUAGCCAAAGAAUUUAAACAAUUAUAUCCCUCACUGUUUGAUACAACCAAAGCUCACAUUGAAGUCGGUAUCACUACUAAAGAAAGAACUGAAGAAACAGCUGACGCUUUCUUACAAGAAAUCAAUGACAAUCAAAGUGAAGAUGAAAUACAACAGUCUUCAGAUGAAAGCGAUAGUGAUARUGAUGAAGACAAUGAUAAAAAAAGAGUGGUCGGGAUAACGAAAUCGCAAAAAGAUAUUUUAUAUUUUCACGACAUAUGUAAAGGUCUUUUGCUGGAACAGGGCGUCCGACUCGAGAAACCCAAAUUCGUCAAAGAGUUACGUAAUAGUGAUUUAAUGCAAAAUYUAAUUAAAAGAGUCAAUGAAAGAGUUGGCUUUAAUGCCGAUAAUGCUAUCGAUGCUAAAGURUUGCGACAAAUAGUAAGGGGUUGUUAUUUUGAGUUUGCAAUUCAUGAACAACACUCCGGAUGGUGUUCUCUACUUGGAGAUGAAGAACUCAAAAUUCUUGAAUACUUAGAUGAUAUUGAAGACUAUUAUGAAGAUGCAUACGGUCGAAAAAUAAAUGGUAGGCAAACGUGCCCUUUAAUCGGUGACCUAUUUAAUAAAGUGAAGCAAUCAAUAAAGAAACCAAAAGAACUUAAGACAUAUCUUCAUUUCACUCACGCAGGAGUUAUGAAGAGAUUAUACUCAGGUUUAGGACUUUUUAAUUACUUAACAAAUAAAAUGGACGCCAAAAAUGAUGAAUCAAUAUGUUUGGAUGAUUCCCGCAAAUGGAAGUCAUCACUGAUUUGUCCGUUUUCUGCAAAUUUUGCGUCCAUUUUAUACAAAUGUUCGAAGAAUAAGGAGAACAAAUCAGAUGAUAAAAAGUUUUCAAAAUAUAAACUUUUGACUUUAGUUCAGCAAAAACCUGUUGUCAUCAAUGGUUGCGAUUCACACCUGUGUUCAGUCGAUAAGUUUAUUGAUAGCUAUCAACAAAUGACAUUUAAUUGUAAUCUUAUGGAAAUUUGCAAAAUAUAA
Messenger RNA from Oppia nitens, 1555 nucleotides. RefSeq names its product multiple inositol polyphosphate phosphatase 1-like. Lineage: Eukaryota; Metazoa; Arthropoda; Arachnida; Sarcoptiformes; Oppiidae. The record is from RefSeq and is a predicted model, not a curated record. Gene Ontology annotation, molecular function: acid phosphatase activity; inositol phosphate phosphatase activity. The transcript is spliced from 5 exons. The coding region runs from base 77 to 1555 and encodes 492 amino acids.